This is a messenger RNA of Heterotrigona itama, 3807 nucleotides long. The record is from the annotation of a GenBank genome assembly. NCBI's taxonomy places the organism in Eukaryota, Metazoa, Arthropoda, Insecta, Hymenoptera, Apidae.
AUGAAGUACGAUGAAAUCACAGAUAAAUCAGUUUUUGAUAAGAAAUAUGACAAAAUCGCGGAUACAUCUACCUUGGAUAAGAAAUACGAUAAAAUUACUGAUAAAUCAGCUUUAGAGAAGAAGUACGAUCAAAUCGUGCAUAAAUCAACCCUCGAUUUGGACUUGGAAAAUGAGAUUAAACUGGAUCUGUAUACAGCAUCCUUCGAUUUUUCCAACAGAGCGUCUCUGGACUUGAAAUCGUAUGAAACUUCGAAAGUGGGCAAUUUAAUUAGUGACACGUCGAACAUAAUGAACACCGAAAGAACACUUUAUGACAUGACCUACGUUGGUCAUCUCCCUAUUUCACCUAUGACGGUCGAUCAGAAAUUAAGCAGAGUGACACCGACUAUACACACGACGCACGACACCACUGCGUUAACUUCCGAGACGUCUAAAACUCUGGACACAACGUUAGAAAAGACGCCAUACAGCGACAGGAUACAAACGACACAAACGAAAAUUUACACAGAGCUGGCGAAGAGUCCCAAGACACCAGAGAGCAACAAGUCUUUUAGUUCGGGUGAAACGAUGGGGCCGGACUCGAAACCGUCGAGUCUCUCGGUCAGUCCGAGAACACCGAUCAGAUCUGUUUCUCGAGACUUCUCUAUGGACAAAUCGGCGUGUUCGUCGGUUAGUUCGGACUCGAAGACUUUGGUUCUUCACUCCAUAGAUUCAGACAGCACGAACAAAUCCGACGUGAAGAAAAUGUACGAGAUGUCGAAUUCCACGACGCCUAUCAGCGUGGACUCGUUGAAGAACAAGUCCGAGGCUAGUCCGAAAUUGAUCGUGAGCAGCUCGAGCGAGUCGUGUAGUCCAGGUAAAUUCAAGUCUUCCGAGAGGUCGUUCAGUUCGGACCUGCAAUCGCCAAUAAGUGCCAACUCGAUAAAGUAUACCUCGAAUUUCAAUAGACGUGGCCAAGACGACGUGUCAGGCUCGCCUAUGGACCUGAGCAGCGCUACCUCGCCGUUCUAUCCGAUCUCGAAUCCGAAUCAAAAAACGCCGACGUCUCCGUACGGUGUCUCCAGAAGGAGAUCCAGUUUGGACAGCAGUGAAACAUCACCUGAGCAGAAAUCGACCAGCUCGAGGGAGUCGAGUAAGUUCCUAGGCUACCAGUCGAAGUUUGACUCCUCGUUGAAGACGUCCGACGUGAAAGAUCUAGACAGCGUGGCGAGAAAAAGCGACACUAUCGUUCGACCGGAGUUCAAUACGAGAAAAGACGAGUCGAGUAUUAAUUUGACGGACAGGAGGAACGAGGUUGGUGAUGUCAAGUACUAUCAAACGACGAGUACGGAUUAUUAUCGCAACGAUAAGAAUGCAUUCGACGACGACGAGGGAGAGGAUUCCGUGUCGGAGGAAGACGUGGUACCUUCUUUGCCUCAGGAGAAGCUGGAUAAGCGUUAUCUGAACUAUCGCUAUAGAGACAAGUCGAAGUUGUUGGAAAGAAGUUUGAGCAGUUUGGACAAUCAAAGGUACGCUGACAUGAAAUCGUCAGCUUCUACCGACGAGUUCACCACGUCGAUCGCGCAAAAGAGAUCGAGCGAUAUUCUUGAAAAUAUCAAACACUUGGAGGCGAAAGCGAACGAUGGAUCAUCGGACAAUGGUAUGUUGACGAAGAAGAGCAGCUACAUCUGGGAAGAUAUGAAGAAUCUGGAGGCCAGGAGGCAGGACACCUUCAGUGAUUCAGCGAGAAACUUCUCGAAACAUCGUUUGGAGAUACCGGACAUAAAUAUAACCGGAGAAGGUAGAAAGUCGUACGUGGUACAUCCAAAGAUCAACAUCGACGAGAACAGCGACAGCAUAUUAAAAACCAUGGCCUGUGGCCAAGCCGACACGGACGACACGGACGAUGGCAGGGAGUCGAAGUUGGGCGUGUGGACGAAGGUGAAGCCCCGGAAAAAGAGUGACAACGGGCGGAGAAACAGCGACAGGGCGUUGAAGAUUAUUCAAGAGAACUCCGCCAUACUUCAAAAGAUUCUUGCCUGCCAAGCAAAAAAGCGUCUGCCGGAUCUCGAGGAGAUAUCCAAGGAAAUCACUAUUAGCCCGAUAAACGAGGAGAUUUCGAAGAUCUUCAGCCCAAUAUUGGAGAAGAUGGGAUUGAACGAGCACGAGAUCAACGAGGAACUGGCGAGGAUCAACUUCAAAGAUUUCGACAACAUGACCGCCACCAGCGUGUCCGAGUUCGACGCCAAGAUCAACGAGGAAUUAUCGAAGCUUUCUCUGAUCGAUGAAACGGAGCAGAUGGACUAUUUCGACGUGGAUGAAGUGAUAUCACACGAAUAUUUGGACUCGAGGGAGGCUCAAAUAGAUCGUAAGAUAAACGAGGAAUUAUCGAAACUGUUGGCAAACUACGACGAUCGUUCCCCGGCUAGUAUGGUAAAUCUGGAUAAAGGUCCUUCGAGUCAGAAUAUCAGCGAGAUCGAGGGAUUGGAUCUGUCCAGCAUCUCAACCAACGUGUUCUCCUACAAAUCGUCCAACGACUCGAUCGACGCGCGCAACGACCUCGGCUCGGCGCAGGAACCAUCAAUCCCCGUUGACAAGUUUCCCAAGUACACGGAAAACGUGUUGCCGUACGCGGUGUCAAAGUAUCAGGUGGACGAUUCGUCGCCCAAGAGCGACAUAGACAUCUACAGAGAGUUAGAGAAGCUCGAUAAGAUCUCUUCGGCGCAGGUGUUGCCAGAUCCGACUUUGAAACUUCCACAAAAGGAACUAUCCUCGAUCUCGUACAUUCCGGACACGUCGCCGUUCAAGGACGUACCACCACUACGGUACACCUCCAAGCCGAUUCAAUACGACACUUCACCCUUGAAGACCUCUUACGACCCCUACAAGACGUUCGACUUCAAGAGCAAGUUGUCGCCCAAACACGUUUCGGCCAAUCCAUUCGUGACAGCCACGUACGAGAAACCAGUGAUGGACACAACUUUCGAGUACAUCAACCAUAAGCCAGAGAUAACGAUCAACACGUACGAUUUGCACUUGAAGAGUCCGAUGAUGACGAAAGAAUCGCUGGAGUUUCGCGUCAGAUACGACGACGAGCAAGCCAGAGAAGUCAGCGAAGGCGAUUACAUGUCCCUUCAGCCGGAAAACAGAUCGAUCGCUACCCCGAACAAGUCCCCUUACUUCAGUAACGGCAACACCGAACCGUUGACGCCCACGAAGUACAUUUCGAAGGAGGAAAGAAUCAUGGACACCGUUGAUACCUCGUACCUGGACUAUCCCAGCGAAUCCUCCGAUCUUCUUCGCCGGAAAUACGACGCUUUGUCUCCUAAGGAGUACACUCACGCCAAGAGCACGGAUUACGACAGACACUUGGGCACGUUACCUCCUAUAGAGCCGGGAGCUGAGACCGGAUCGUAUUUGCCGACGAGACAUCGGGAUUAUCACCCAUUGUCACCGAAUCGUCAGUUUCCAGAACACUUCUCUUCCGCUAUUAAUCAUCACUACGCCGCGAAACUUUCACCAGGUCUCUCCGACGAAUCGAAACGACCUGUCUCCCACCCGGAGUUCCCUGGCAAGAUCAACGUUGGAAAGUAUUCGGAGUUGUCCGAGAGGGGUUCCAACGGUUACAAAAAAUCGUCGUUGAGCUUAGGGAAUAUCGGACACUCGAGCAAAGCGGCUGAUAAUAAUUACAACACCGUGACCAGUCCGAAGACGCAGUUCAGCCCUUUCCCUGUUCGAAACGCUCCUAGAAAGCCGAAGGAACUCACACUCAAACUGGGCCUCUACUCGCCGAAGAGUUCCGACAUUGGACAGUUGAAGAGAUCAUAG